Frankliniella occidentalis (western flower thrips) is the source of this 4646-nucleotide messenger RNA. Its product is annotated as twitchin-like. The record is from RefSeq and is a predicted model, not a curated record. Gene Ontology annotation, biological process: protein phosphorylation. NCBI's taxonomy places the organism in Eukaryota, Metazoa, Arthropoda, Insecta, Thysanoptera, Thripidae. Gene Ontology annotation, molecular function: ATP binding; protein binding; protein kinase activity.
GUCUGCCCGGACCGCCGCUCGGACCCUUGGAGGUGUCGAACAUCGACAAGCACACCUGCACCCUGCACUGGCGGCCGCCCGCGUACGACGGAGGCCAGCGCGUCACCCACUACCAGGUGGAGCGCAAGGACGUCAACACGUCGCACUGGAUAAUCGUGAGCAGCUACUGCCGCGACACCACCUUCCAGUGCCAGGGCCUGAUCGAGGGCAACUCGUACCUCUUCCGGGUCAUGGCCGUCAACGAGAACGGCGCCGGGCCGCCGCUCGAGGGAACCAACCCCAUCAAGGCGCGAGCGCCGUUCGACCCUCCGUCACCACCGGGCAUCCCCAAGGUGACCGAGGUCGGCGGCGACUUCGUCAACCUGGAGUGGGAGCGACCGGACAGCGACGGCGGCGCCCGCAUCCAGGGCUACUGGAUCGACAAGCGCGAGGUGGGCGGGUCCGCGUGGGUGCGCGUCAACCCGAUCAUUUGCCAGCCGACGCAGAUCAACAUCAGCAACCUCAUCGAGGACCGGCAGUACGAGUUCCGCGUGUUCGCCCAGAACGAGGCAGGCCUCAGCGAACCGUCGAGCAACUCGAGCUCGAUCCGCAUCAAGGACCCGAAGGGACCCACGCCGCCCGAGAUCGUCAAGCCGCUCAAGAACGCCAACUGCAUCCAGAACCACAACGCGCAGUUCCAGUGCACCAUCACGGGCCACCCCAAGCCCAAGAUCACGUGGUACAAGGGCGCUCGCGAGAUCACGAGCGGCUCUCGCCACCACAUCUACAGCGAGGGCGACGUGCACACGCUCAUCAUCAACGACGUGUACGGCGAGGAUGAGGACGAGUACGUGUGCCGCGCCGUCAACAAGGCGGGCGUCAAGUCGACGCGCGCCGACCUGGUCAUCAACAGCGCGCCCAAGAUCAACGUGCCGCCGCGCUUCCGCGACACGGCCUUCUUCGACAAGGGCGAGAACGUGGACAUCAAGAUCCCCUUCACGGGCCACCCCAAGCCCAGGAUCACGUGGUCGCGCGAGGGCGAGACGAUCGAGUCCGGCGGCCACUUCCACGUCGAGGUCAAGGAGCGCCACGCCGUGCUCACGAUCCGCGACGUCAGCAAGAUCGACAACGGGCCGUACACCAUCACCGCCGUCAACGACAUGGGCUCAGACACCGCCAUCAUCAAGGUCCAGAUCAGCGAUCGUCCCGAUCCGCCGUCAUUCCUGACGGUCGACAAGAUCGGCCACGACUCGCUGGCCUUGCAGUGGAACGCGCCCGCCUGGGACGGUGGCUCCAACAUCACCAACUACUUGGUGGAGAAGCGAGAGCACCCGAUGAGCAGCUGGAUCCGCAUCGGCAGCACCCGGUUCACCGGCAUGGCCGUGACCGGCCUGGUCCCCGGCAAGGAGUACGAGUUCCGCGUGUACGCCGAGAACGUGUACGGCCGCAGCGACCCGAGCCCCGUGUCCGGCGUGAUCAAGACCAAGGAGCUGCCCAAGAAGGCGCCCAAGAAGCCCAAGUACGAGCUGGACGAGAACGGCAAGAAGAUCCGCGGCCGCAGCGAGGGCAAGGUGACCGACUACGACAAGUACGUGUUCGACGUGUACUCCAAGUACGUGCCGCAGCCCGUCGACAUCAAGACCAACAGCGUGUACGACGAGUACGACAUCCUGGAGGAGAUCGGCACCGGCGCGUUCGGUGUGGUGCACCGCUGUCGCGAGCGCAAGACCGGCAACAUCUUCGCGGCCAAGUUCAUCCCCGUCACGCACGCUAUGGAGAAGGAACUGAUCCGCAAGGAGAUCGACAUCAUGAACCAGCUGCACCACAACAAGCUCAUCAACUUGCACGACGCGUUCGAGGAUGACGACGAGAUGGUGCUCAUCUUCGAAUUCUUGUCGGGUGGUGAGCUGUUCGAGCGCAUCACGGCAGAGGGCUACAGCAUGUCGGAGGCUGAGGUUAUCAACUACAUGAGACAGAUUUGCGAAGCGGUCAAACACAUGCACGAGAAGAAUAUCAUUCACUUGGAUAUCAAGCCCGAGAACAUCAUGUGCCAGACCCGCACCGGUACCAACGUCAAGCUCAUCGACUUCGGCCUGGCCACCAAGCUGGAUCCCAACGAGGUGGUCAAGAUCUCGACUGGCACUGCGGAGUUCGCAGCGCCGGAGAUCGUCGAGAGGGAACCGGUCGGCUUCUACACGGACAUGUGGGCUGUUGGUGUUUUGGGAUACGUUUUACUAAGUGGACUGUCACCGUUCGCCGGGGAGAACGACAUCGAGACCCUGAAGAACGUCAAGGCUUGCGACUGGGACUUCGACACGGAUGCAUUCGCCAACGUGUCGGAUGAGGGCAAAGACUUUAUCAAGAGACUGCUUGUCAAGAUCAAGGAAAAACGCAUGACGGCCCACGAGUGCCUGGAGCACCCCUGGCUCAAGGGCGACCACAGCGACCGCACCAAGGAGAUUCCCGCGUCUCGCUACACCAAGAUCCGCGACAAGAUCCGCUCCAAGUACAGCAACUGGGACUCAUUCCUCCUGCCCAUCGGCAGGCUGUCCGAGUACAGCUCCCUGCGCAAGAUGCUCCUCGACAAGUACAAGAUCUCAGACACCUCGUUCGACCGGCGGCAAGCGGCGCCGCGGUUCGUCAUCAAGCCCCAGAGCGCGUUCGCGUACGAGGGCCAGAGCGUGAAGUUCACGUGCCGCGUGAUCGCCAUCGCCGCGCCCACGCUGUCGUGGUACCACCAGAACGAGGAGCUCAAGCAGAGCGUCAAGUACAUGAAGCGGUACGCCGGCGAGGACUACACCUUCGUCAUCAACCGGUGCAAGCUGGACGACCGCGGCGAGUACAUCAUCCGCGCCGAGAACCACUACGGCUCUCGGGAGGAGGUCGUCUUCCUCAACGUCCAGCCCUUGCCCAAGGUGGUGCCCGAGUACAAGCCCGAGGCCGCGCCGAUCCGCAGACGCGAGCCGGCGCCCAUGUACUGGGUGGAGGAGAAGGAGAGCGCGCCCAGCUUCACCUUCCUGCUCCGGCCGCGUGUCAUGCAGAGCAGAGACACGUGCAAGCUGCUGUGCUGUGUCAGCGGCAAGCCGCCGCCGACGGUCAAGUGGUUUAAGGAGAAGAGGGAGCUGUCCAAGUACGAGUACACCAUGUCGCACUCGGACGGUGUGGUCAGCAUGGAGAUCGUAGACUGCAAGCCCUCCGACUCCGGCAAGUACCGCUGCGUCGCCACCAACAAGCACGGCACGGAUGAGACCUCCUGCGUCGUGAUUGUCGAGAGCCCCACGACCAGCAACCCCGAGAACGAGGCCAUGGCCAAAAACAUUCUGCACUCCGGCGAGAGAAGGUUCAUCGAACAACCCCUCAGACCGGCGCCCAUGGAGGUGACAAUCCGAACCAACAUCCAGGGCGACACGGUCACCACACAGACCACCUCGCACAACCCCUCAUCAAUCGGAAACACAACGAUUGGUGCAAAUAAGGACCACACUGAAACUACAACAGACAAGAGGGUCAUUAAGAAAUACGGCUCUAAACUAGAUACUACUGGUAGUCCUUCAAGGUCGCGAAGCGCCACAAAAGAACUGAUCCUGCCCCCAGAUGAUUCCCUGAUGUGCCCGCCCAGCUUCACAACAAAGCUCCAGGACAGGACCGUCAACGACGGGGAGCCCCUGUCGCUCAACUGCGCCAUCAAGGGCGACCCUGACCCGCAGGUGUCGUGGUUGAAGAACGGACAGCCCCUCGCCUCCUCGGACUCCAUCGACCUCAAGUACAAGGGCGGCAUCGCCACUCUCGCCAUCAACGAGGUCUUCCCCGAGGACGAGGGCUCCUACACCUGCAAGGCAACAAACACCAUGGGCACCGCGGAAACCACCUGCAAACUGUCAGUGAAACCCAUGACGCCUGGUAGCAAGCAAGGGUCCAAGUCGGACGACAAGGCCCCCCACAUCGUGGACCACCUAUCCUCACAGUUUGUGGAGGACGGCAAGCCCGUCGUCCUGACGUGCAGGAUCAUCGGCGCCAAGAAGUUCGACGUAGUCUGGCUACACAACAACAAGGAGAUCAAGCCGUCCAAGGACUUUGAGUACACCAACGAGGCCAACAUCUACAAGCUCAACAUUGCCGAGAUCUUCCCCGAAGACUCUGGUACUUACACCUGCGAGGCAUUCAACGACCAGGGCGAGUCGUUCAGUAGUUGCACGCUCACCGUGGUGGUGCCAAACGAGGAGAAGAAGAGCCCUGUGUUCAAAACAUUCCCGCGGUCCACGACAGUGACAGAGGGAGAGGCUGCCACGUUCACCUGUGACUUCGAGAAGAAGCCAGAGAAAGUAACGUGGCUGAAGGACGGCAACCCAGUAGACGAAGCUAGCCCCUUGUACACAUUCGAGUACGAUGGCAAGAAGAAAUACAAGUUCUCCAUCAAGAAGUGCUCGAGCACCGACGUCGGCCAGUACGUCGCCAAGGCAUCGGGCAAGAAGGGAGAGACCAUGGCCGCCUUCGCCCUCAAUGUAGCCGCUCCUGGUGAACUAUGAACCAACGUGUCCAACUGGGAGGAUACAAUUUAAAAUAAUUUGACUACGGGCAAACAACACGCCAGCUACGAGUGAAGUGGACUGAAUGGAAUGGACUGUAGUUCUAUAUGUGUGUGUGUACGUGUGUAUGUGUGUACAUAA